ACCUUUAGUUAAAGAAAAAGGAAAACCCAUCGAAAACCUAAAACCCGAUUAGAUUUUUAGAUACGAAACCUCUUCUCCUUCCUCAAUCUCUCUCGAUCGUCGGAGAUUUUAUUUGUCCCCUUGAAGAGUCUUCUUCUCCCAAACCCUAUUUUAUUCAUCGCGUUUGUGGUUUUCUCAGCCAGCCAUGUCUGCCGUGUAUUGCGGAACCAAGAGAUCUUACUUCGACGAUAUUCCUUCUCCGCCCUCUUCUAAGAGGUUCCGAUGUUUUUCGCCUUCCAAUUCUCCAAUCUGGUCCUCUCCCUCUCCUUCCUCAUCGCUCGAUCAGCUUCGCACUUCGUUUCCUCAUCUUGAACUCACGGUUCUUUAUGUUCUUGUCAAGGCACUAGAAGAUAAUGGAAGUGAUUUGAAUGCUGCUAUGAAGAGCUUAUACUCCAUGGCAGCCGCUGAGGAGAAAGAAGCUGAAGAAUCCUCCGCAGGAGGUGCUAAUCAGGAAACUGAUGCCGUUUCUGGUGGUAAUCCCCCGACCAGUGGUGAUGACUGGGUUGAAUUGUUAGUGAGGGAAGUGUUACAAUCUUCUGGUACAGAUGAUGCAAAAGUACGUGCAGCAAGAGUCCUUGAGGCCUUAGAGAAGAUGUUAAGUGCACGUGCUCGUGAAGAAGCUGGAAAAAAAUUCCAAGAGGAGAAAGUGGCAGUGCAGCAACAGGUGGAGGCCUUGGUCAAGGACAACACAGUCCUAAAACGUGCUGUUGCUAUCCAGCAUGAGCGGCAGAAGGCAUUCGAAGAUGCGAACCAGCAGCUAGAACUUUUGAAGCAACUGAUUCCUCAGUACCAGGAAAAGCUAAGAACUCUGGAGGUGAGCAACUACGCGUUGAGAAUGCAGCUGCAGCAAGUGGAACAUGGCAACUCCAUGCCAGGAAGAUUCAAUCCGGACGUCUUCUAAGGCUCUCCAAGAAACAAGGACACUUGCAGGAGAAGGCAAUAAACGAAAGUAGAGGGAGAGAAAGAGAGAGAGAGAGAGUGAUCAAACUACAAAACAAAAGCGCUUUGCGUUGUAUUACUACUGUGUAGUCAGGACAAACAAACAUCUGUUUCCAUUCCUUUUUUUUUUUUUUUUUUUUUUUUCUUCUUUUAUUUGGUUUGCUGCCGUUUGUCUGUGGUGAUCAGGCGCAUUAAUUGGGAAAUCAAGGAUGUGUGUUUGGUACAUAGGACUGUCUGUAUAAGUGAACAUUGUUUCCAAUCGGAUCAACCAUUAUAAUAUGAUGAGAGUAAUUUUACCU
Arabidopsis lyrata subsp. lyrata is the source of this 1277-nucleotide messenger RNA. RefSeq lists its product as uncharacterized. The transcript has 5 exons. NCBI's taxonomy places the organism in Eukaryota, Viridiplantae, Streptophyta, Magnoliopsida, Brassicales, Brassicaceae. The record is from RefSeq and is a predicted model, not a curated record. The coding region runs from base 185 to 940 and encodes 251 amino acids. Gene Ontology annotation, molecular function: ubiquitin binding.